AUGGAUCCCAAAAUGGACUUCCACAUCAAGGUCUAUGCAUCAUCAGCUCUUCCCAAUCAACCCUGGAUCUCAGAUUUUACGUCCAUGGUGAACGCCAGCUACCGUGUCAGCCACACUGCCAAAAUAAAGUUUUCCACAAAUAAGACCAGACUUCACACCGACUCCGCACUGUCCGAAGAGCUUGGUGCAGACGGAUUCACCGCGGUGGCAUUUAUUGAAGAUGCCGAAGAUCAAACACCCAAAUUGGUCGGGACCGCAAGUAUAAAGAAAUGGAAAGACGACGGCCUUUGGAUGCCUACAACUAAAAACGGGCAUGAAGACGCUGCCAAUACUCGAUGUGUCGAUCAAAUGUUGCACCGACAGGCUUGUCCCGGCGACUAUGAGCUUGCUGUUGUUGCUCUCCCCCCAGGUCCACAAUACCGCGGCAGGGGUAUUGCUGGUCAUCUUGUGAGGGCGUGUGAAGAAGAGAUCUUGCGUCGGCAUCGGGUCAAUGGAAAGGAUGUGUCGUCUCCGCUACGAAUUAUGACUCGGGUUAAUAAAGAGGACACUGGUGGCUACUGGCUAAAACAGGGGUUCACUGUUGUUGGUAGCCAGAGGCGUCCUAAGGGGUUCUGGGAUUCGUUGGAGGAGUUUACUAUAUGGGCUAUGGUGCGAGAGUUGUCAGCAUAA
Molecule: messenger RNA, 669 nt
Organism: Penicillium roqueforti
Lineage: Eukaryota; Fungi; Ascomycota; Eurotiomycetes; Eurotiales; Aspergillaceae
Exons: 1
Coding region: 1-669 (222 amino acids)
Source: RefSeq, a predicted model, not a curated record